CUGACAGGCUCCGCCCACUGCUGCAUCACAUGUUGUUGAGAUCAGAGCUUAAACUGGCUCCAGUUAUAAGGAAGAGAAAGUAAAAGUCAGAGACAGUCGUGGUGACAGAGCGGUGAAAUGGCAGGAGUUCAGCUGCAGAGAGAAACCUUGUCUUGUUCCAUCUGUUUGGAUCUUCUGAAGGAUCCGGUGGCUCUUACCUGUGGACACAGCUUCUGUAUGAACUGUAUUAAAGACCACUGGGACUCAGAGGAUGAGAAGAGGAUCUACAGCUGCCCUCAGUGUAGAAAGACCUUUAUGCCGAGGCCUAACCUGUUAAAAAACGUCAUGUUAGCAGAUUUAGUGGAGGAGCUGAAGAAGACCAGACUCCACGCUGCUCCUGCUGAUCACUGCUAUGCUGGAGCUGAAGAUGUGGCCUGUGAUGUCUGCACUGGCAGGAAACUGAAAGCUCUCAAGUCCUGUUUGGUUUGUUUGGCCUCUUACUGUGAGGAACAUCUCCAGCCUCAUCAUCAAGCACCUCCAUUAAAGAAGCACAAGCUGGUGGAGCCGUCCAAGAACCUCCAGGAGAACAUCUGUCCUCUUCACUAUAAGUUGAUGGACUUGUUCUGCCGCACUGAUCAGCAGUGCAUCUGUUAUCUCUGCUCUGUGGACGAACAUAAAGACCACGACAUGGUCUCAGCUGCAGCAGAGAGGAAGCAGAAGCAGAGAGAGCUGGAUCUGAGUCAAGAAGAAGUCCAGCAGAGAGUCCAGGACAUAGACAGAGACGUGAAGGUGCUUCAACAGGAGGAGGAGGCUCUCACUCUCUCUGCUGAUAAAGCUGUGAAGGACACAGACGAGAGCUUCACUGAGAUGAUGCGUCUCCUGCAGAGAAGAAGCUCUGACGUGAAGCAGCAGAUCAGAUCCAAGCAGGAAACCGAGGUGAGACGAGUCAAAGAUCUUCAGGAGAAACUUCAGCAGGAGCUCACUAAGCUGAAGAAGAGAGAAGCUGAACUGACGCAGCUCUCACUCACACAAGACCACAACCAGUUUCUCCUCAACUACCGCUCACUGUCAGCACUCAGUCCAUCGACACACUCGUCCACCGUCCACGUCCGUCCUCUGAGACACUUUGAGGACGUGACAGAGGCUGUGGCAGAGGUCAGAGGUCAACUGCAGGACGUCCUGACUGAGACGUGGACAAACGUCUCACUGGCUGUGGCUCGAGUAGAUGUUUUACUGAAAGAACCAGAACCAGAGACCAGAGCUGAAUUCCUCAGAUAUUCACAGGAAAUCAAACUGGAUCCAAACACAGUUCACACACGUCUGUUAUUAUCUGAGGGAAACAGAAAAGUGACAGUAACGUGGGUAAAUCAGUCUUAUCCUCAUCACACAGACAGAUUCACUGAUCGGUGUCAGGUGAUGAGUGAAGAGAGUCUGACUGGACGUUGUUACUGGGAGGUGGAGUGGAGAGGAGGAGGAGUUUGUGUAGCAGUGACGUACAAGAACAUCAGCAGAUCAGGUUUAGAUGAAAGUAGAUUUGGAUUCAAUGUCAAAUCUUGGACUUUAUAUUGUGACCACAACAGUUGUAAUUUCAUUCACAACAGAAUCAGGACUAAAGUCUCAGAUGUUAAAGUCUCCAGAGUCGGAGUUUACCUGGACCACAGAGCAGGUCUUCUGUCCUUCUACAGAGUCUCUGACACCAUGACUCUGGUCCACAGAGUCCAGACCACGUUCACUCAGCCUCUCUAUGCUGGAGUUAGGUUUUAUUCACCUGGAACCACAGCUGAGUUGUGUGAACUCAAAUAGACUUGAGUUCUUUCAGGAGCAGUGAGUUAAACUCUAUGUUUAAAUCUUUAACUUCUCUGCGACAACAAGAACAUCAACAAAGUUUUCAGUUUAAAUUCCUCAAAUCUCUUGUUUCCUGAGUCUUCAUUUAGUUUUAAACACUUUAAAACAGAACAAAGUGAACUUUAGCUUCUAUAAAUCCUUGAUUUUAUCUCACUCUGGCCUUUGCAUGCUUCUGUGUUAUUAUCACUGCUGUGUGUGUGACACGGACGCCACAGAUUAUUCUUAAUCUGUGCGUGUGUUAAUAAAGGCAUCAUCCAGGCCUAUGGCUGCAGGUUAUAUUAUGUUAUACAAUCAAUAUUUCUUCCAAUUUAUCUGAAUGUCCUCCUGCUCUGAGGAUGUUCAUAAAUGCAUGUGGGUCAUUGAAAGUGCUUGAAUUGUAUGCAAGAAAGAAUAUGUAGAAUAUAAGUUUGUGAAUAUGAUAAAAAAAAAAUGUCAUGGCCCUUGAAAGCUUUUGAAAAUCGCCCCCAAUUAGACACGUCAUUGAAAGUGCUUGGAUUAUGUACACAAAAGAUUGUUUAGGUAAAUUACUCCUGCAUCUGAUGUGCUCUUCAGGGUUCCCAUGGGUCCUUGAAAUCCUUGAAAGUCCAAAAAAAGGAAAUUGGUCCUGGAAAGUCCAACAAAGGACAGUAUGUCCUUGUUAAAUACAAACACAGAACAAUAUCUGCACAAGAUUAUUGCUAUAAUUGUUAAAAAAUAAUAAUAAUCUAUAUUUGUAAACAGGAAGAGGUGGAGUUAUCAGUCCAUAUGCAGCAGAGAAAAAAAAGUGGUGGAUUUAACUUUAUAUUAAGAUUAUUUUUACUCAUCAACUAUGACAAAGUCUGAGUGACGAUCCCCUGGUGGCCCAUGGAAGGUACUGCACAUACGACCAGGAAGAAUAAAUAAUACAAUGAUUUAAAUGACGGUCACAUGAACAUUAAUCAAUGGAUCAUUUAUGGAUUUAAUUUUGUACCCGGCAAUCUACUGCGUUUAAUUCUGUGUUUUCUCCUGAUAGAAAUGGACAUAAUCUGGUAUUUUCUUGGAUUAAAUCUGAAAAAAAAACCUCAA
Messenger RNA from Solea senegalensis (Senegalese sole), 2868 nucleotides. Its product is annotated as tripartite motif-containing protein 16-like. The record is from RefSeq and is a predicted model, not a curated record. Bases 118 to 1782 code for a protein of 554 amino acids. Lineage: Eukaryota; Metazoa; Chordata; Actinopteri; Pleuronectiformes; Soleidae. The transcript is spliced from 2 exons. Gene Ontology annotation, molecular function: zinc ion binding; protein binding.